GAGUCGUGAAGUGGCGAGGCGCGGAAGCGUUGCUUUACGGUUUGGAGGAACACGCCAGGCCGGCGUUCACUGCUAGUGACUUCUCUGCCCCACACGUGGGCCGCUGUCUGUAAUCCCGCCGGUAGCUCAUUUCUAUUGGCGUGGACCAGCCAUAUCGAAGGACAGAGCGGCAGCGGAUGCCAAGGGUCGUGAGCUGAUGGAUUUUGCUGCCGAGAAUGAAGAGACGUCGGGAGGCGGUCUCCAGAUUGGAGCUGAAGGGGCGCGGCUAUGUAUCCAGUCCGGUAGGGAGGGAGUUAGGGCCACAGCAGGGACGGAGGAGGCCUGCGGUGGAGAGGCGGGUUAUGGACCGACAGGAAUGGAAAAGAGAGCGGGUAGAGAAGAAGAAAGUGGACAAGGGGCGGAGGAAAUGCGAGUGGAUCUCACGGUCUUGAAGCAAGAAGUUAUGGACUGGUCGGGAAUGAAAGAAGGUGUGCUGCAUGGCCAGUGGGUCAAGCAGGAGGUGGAGGAUGGGCCUGAGGUGAAAGAGGAGAAACCGGACCCGUUGGAGGUGAAGCAGGAGAUGGGUGGUAGUUUGGUGGUAAAAGAAGAGAAGGUGGGGGAGCCAGAAGUAAAGGAAGAGAAAGUGAAAGUGAAGGAAGAGGUGAUGGACUGCCUAGAGGUGAAGGAAGAGAAGAAAGGAAAGUUGGAGAUAAAACAGGAGGAGGCGUUUGUUGGUCAGAACAUAAAAAAGGAGGAAAUGAUGGGUGAGGUGUGUGUAAAAGAAGAAAAGCAUUUCCCGAAGCAAGAAACGGUGGAUGAUACGAAGCUGAAAGAAGAGCCUCAGAUACAUUCCCCAGUGGGCUCCAAGCGGAAACUGGCCAUGUCAAGGUGUGAAACUUGUGGUACAGAAGAAGCAAAAUACAGAUGUCCACGUUGUAUGCGAUAUUCUUGCAGUUUGCCCUGUGUAAAGAAACACAAAGCAGAACUGACAUGUAAUGGAGUUCGAGAUAAAACGGCAUAUGUUUCAGUACAACAGUUUACUGAAAUGAAUCUCUUAAGUGAUUAUCGAUUUUUGGAAGAUGUGGCAAGAACAGCAGACCAUAUUUCCAGAGAUGCUUUAUUGAAAAGACCAUUAAGCAAUAAACAUAUGUACUUUAUGAAAAAUCGUGCCCGAAAGCAAGGUAUUAACUUAAAUCUUCUACCCAAUGGAUUCUCCAAGAGGAAAGAAAAUUCAACAUAUUUCGAUAAGAAAAAACAACAGUUUUGUUGGCAUGUAAAGCUCCAAUUUCCUCAGAGUCAAGCUGUAUAUAUAGAAAAAAGAGUACCAGAUGAUAAGACUAUUAAUGAAAUCCUAAGACCUUACAUUGAUCCUGAAAAGUCUGAUCCUGUAAUUCGUCAAAGGUUAAAAGUCUACAUUCGCUCUCAAACCGGGGUCCAAAUUUUAAUGAAGGUCGAACAUAUGCAGCAAAAUUUAGUAAGAUAUUAUGAACUGGAUCCUCAGAAAAGUCUCCGUGACAAUUUGAGGAACAAAGUAAUCAUUGAGUACCCAACAUUACAUGUGGUUUUAAAAGAAUCCAGUAAUGACAUGAAAGUUCUUCACCAAGUAAAAAGUGAAUCUACCAAGAACAUUGGCAAUGAAAAUUGAGCACUUCUGGAGGAAGAAAAUUCCGAGCCAGUUGCAGAGGACUAUGCGUUGAGUAGCUGUUGGAUGAUUGGGGUAUUGUCGGUGGGUGGUUGGAAUUUUUGUUUCUCUGAAAAGUAAUUAAACAAUCUAAUUUUUUUUUUUCAAAAACGUGUUUUCUAGCCUCUCGAAUUGAGUUGCAAGGCCCUUAUUCCUAUUAACAACCCCUUUUUUUGCACCUAAUUGACAUAAUGCUUAUUUUAAUUUGGCCCUGCUGCGUUCUGUAGGCUGAAAACUUUUCUGUUUGUUAGUUUGAUGCAACACCAAACCCAGGGAUCACCUGUGCCGGCCACAAAGUUGGCAUUCUCUUUAGUGGGACCUCAUUAAACAGAAAGGCUGUGGACACAUCUAGCCAUCAGUUGCCCAUUCUUGUCUUGAGACGACUGAAUGGGUCUUUUAUACUUAGGUAAGACCAGUACAAUGUCCUGUGGAAAGGCUGAAUAAAUGCUAUUAACUGCCAUUUCAACAUUCAGUUCAUAAAACCAGCGGCUCCACAUUGUUGUUUGAACCCUCAGUGCUCCCCAGUUUCGCUGUACUUGUUCACACGGUGAGCUGUGUCUUACUAUGAACUCUGUGCCUUUCAUCCCAUUUCCACUCCAUCUUGUCCCUGCCACACAGGGGUCUUGUGAUGACCGGUUUUAUGCUGUGUUUUGAAUCAUCUAGCAAUAACUAAAGAAAAAAACACUUGGAACUCUUCAGUGUUAUUGGAAUGUAUAUGUGUAUUUCUGUAUAUACCUGGCUUAAUUUAUACCUUAUGGCAGCUCUAUACAUUGUGAUCUCACAUAUUGAAAUGAAAUUUUCCUAGUUUUAUUGGAAUUUAUACAGUUAUGAAAUUGCAACAUGACUAUAAGAGUAAAAGAUUAUUACAUCUGUA
This is a messenger RNA of Hipposideros armiger (great roundleaf bat), 2534 nucleotides long. RefSeq names its product zinc finger HIT-type containing 6 (gene ZNHIT6). Bases 197 to 1624 code for a protein of 475 amino acids. Gene Ontology annotation, biological process: maturation of LSU-rRNA from tricistronic rRNA transcript (SSU-rRNA, 5.8S rRNA, LSU-rRNA); box C/D snoRNP assembly; snoRNA localization. The record is from RefSeq and is a predicted model, not a curated record. Lineage: Eukaryota; Metazoa; Chordata; Mammalia; Chiroptera; Hipposideridae. Gene Ontology annotation, cellular component: pre-snoRNP complex; nucleus. The transcript is spliced from 10 exons.